AUGUUCGAAGACAUACUCAAGGAAAACGAGAUGACAUCACAUAUGGAAGAAGCAAUACAUUCGGCUGAAUAUUUUCUUUGCGGCUCCCAGCAAUCUCCCAUCAGAAUCAACCAAGAUGAGCUGCAAAAACUUUUCGAAGAAGACCCGAAGCGACUACGCGAUCGAUGGCAACCUCUCAAAAAAGGACUCCAGAACACUCGCCGAAAAUAUACCUUCUCCCUCUUCGCGCAGACGUUCUUUGCAGUUGCUGCUUGGCUUCUGACAUUCAUCGGAUCGUACGUUACAUCGCUCGGUCAGUACUCUGAAGCACUUCUGCUCUCUUCCGGUACGCUUUGGACGUGGUUGAUUCCGAUAGUCUAUGGUUGGAUGACUGUCGGGACACAAUCGGGCAAGGACACCGUGCAACACGCGAUCCAAGGCAAAAGGAUAAAUGGUGCUUCCCCACUGAGAGCCCUCGAAGCCAGGUCUGGCUUCAUGAGAACGUCGACGAAAACGAAUGAAUACCAGCCAAUGGACGUCCAUGAUGCUUUGUGGGGGUCAUUGCAAGGAGACGAAGCACGCCAAGGACCCCUCUACAACUAUGCACGUAUUCUGACCUUUCCACGGCUACGAGAUACGAUUGUACACAAAUUCAAUACCAAAGUCAAACCACUACCGGACCACGAGCUUCAAUCAUUGCCGAACGGGCCUGAGGACCACAACUCUGCUCACACGACAGCUAGUGACUCAGCCUCAUCUCGCUCACAAGCUACGCCUACUGGAUAUCAGCGCCCAGUCCGAAACGGCACGUACCGAAUCGAAGCCGGUGCACCUCUUAAUGUUACCUCCGAUCCUUGCUUGCCAUAUAUGUCCUGGGAGGAUGUUCUAUCAAACUCCAUAUUGAAGCGGAACUUCGUGGCGUCAAAUGCUGUCGCCGUGUUACUCCAGUGGGGCAUCACUGGGUCUGCCAUUGUCAUAUCCUAUCUGACGGAGGUGCGCGGACUUGGCUGUCGCUCUGGCAGCUACCUGAUAUACGGCAUCCUUGCUACUUCUGCCCAUAUCCUUCUCCUGACAUCAGUCUUUUUGUUGCAUCACGUAAUGCUUAUAUGCCAGGGAGAUCCACGCACAAGACGAAGAGAGCCACAGACGAGACAGAUAGGCGUAGCGCAUAAUGAUCCCCGGAGCUUUCACGUCAAGUGGAUUGGUCGACUCGCCGUUUUCUUGCGGGUCUGCGGUAAAUCUCUUGCCGUCAUCAACGCCAUUUGGAUCAUUUUGAGUUCGGUGUUUGAACUUAUCGGUUUUUAUAACAGCUGCUGGUGCACUGGGGCUUCUUUGGAGCUGCAGGAUAAGGCUUGGGUUGUUUUGUUUGCUAACGGUGCCCAAUUGAAAGAUGAGGCCCAGGCAUCAUGGAUUGCUGGGCUUUUCAUGAGCUCGUGCACAAUGGUCAUCACGUACCUCGUUUCGAAGGUUUUUUCCAAGGGCAGGGAGAUUUGA
This is a messenger RNA of Alternaria arborescens, 1473 nucleotides long. RefSeq lists its product as hypothetical. Bases 1 to 1473 code for a protein of 490 amino acids. The transcript has a single exon. Lineage: Eukaryota; Fungi; Ascomycota; Dothideomycetes; Pleosporales; Pleosporaceae. The record is from RefSeq and is a predicted model, not a curated record.